Molecule: messenger RNA, 1065 nt
Organism: Botrytis sinoallii
Lineage: Eukaryota; Fungi; Ascomycota; Leotiomycetes; Helotiales; Sclerotiniaceae
Exons: 1
Coding region: 1-1065 (354 amino acids)
Source: RefSeq, a predicted model, not a curated record
AUGUAUCGCAAUUAUCACAGCAAGUUUAUGGAGGAAAGUGAGAGGUUGACCAGAUCCAACUCGGCGCCGGAGCAAGAAUCUCGAGACGCUCCUGGGGAAAUCCCUAGACAAGCAGCAAGUCGAACAACUAGACGAAUGCCCAGCAUGGAGAAGAUGGAGGUGCCUGUUAUUGUUUCUCGACGAUCGCCAGAACCAGAAUCGCGACGUGCAUCACACACUCAACGUGCAUCACGAGAACCCCCACGAGAACCACGACGAAUUUCCAGUAGAGAUGACAUGCAAGAUUUCGCUUUGGUUUCUCCGAGAACAGAAAGACAAAAAUCGAGCCAAAGAUUAAGACAAGCUCCGAGUAUGGAGCGAAUGCAAGUCUCUUUUCAUUCUUCUGAUUAUCCAAGACCAGUCUUGAGACCCGUACCGAAACCCGUCUUUCCCAUCGUUGCUUCUUCCAAACCGCCCAAUCGAUCGAUCCCAAGCGCACCCAGUUCGAUGAGAAUGUCAGCAGAUGAUCUAGAAGGUAGCGAAUACCUAGAACCAACAUUGGCGGAAAGUAAUUUUGCGCGACAGAGUGUUUCUAGCAGCGUUCUCAAUCCUGGUUAUGGUACUGUAAGUGCGUCGUCAAAGCCGUGGGGAAAUGCCGCAAAAUAUAUGGAAUGGGGAAACGUUGCACAAUACAUGGGGUUGAAAGGCGGACGCAGUGGAGCGGAGAACAAGAAGCUUGUAAUGAAACAACCAGGUUCGAACCGUGCUCCUGUUUAUACACCACAGCGUUUAGAGAGUGAUGUAUUCACAUUCAAAGCUCCAUUGACAGCCAAGGAACAAGAGCUGCGAGAAGGUAUUGCGAGAAAGUCUAGGGAGAAGGAGGAGAGGGAGAGACGCGAGACAGAGGCUGAGGAUGCCGCAAUGGAUGAUGUGGAGUUUGGGCCAACAAUCCCACCUUAUACUCCGAAAUAUCAAUCCUCCUUUGCCAACCGCAAGGGAUUCUCUUCUCCAAGUGGAAGUGGAAAAUUCUCAGCUAGAGGGGAGAAUUCGCGAAGAUUGAAUAAAAACGAAGAGGAUGAUUUAUAG